GAAUUUCAAUCAAGUCCAUAAUUAUUAUAGCUAUAGUAAUUAGUCUCUUUUAUUUUCUCACUUAGCUCUAAAGUCUAAACUCUCUCCCCCCCCCCUCCCAUAAUCAUGGAAUCACAAAUAUCUUGAAGUUAGAUUUCUCUCCCUCUCUCAUUCAAUAUUGAAUCAGCUCCGGCCUGGCACUGCCCAUGGCUACCGCUUUCUCAGACAUCGGAAUUAUUAACCAUGGAUUGUUGAAGUUGAAAGGGUCUUCUAUUGUUGUUGGAUCAUCAAGCUGCAGCUUCAUCAAUGGCAGUGGCAGUAGAAGUAGUAGUAGAAAUAGGUUGAAGAAAAGUGGGUCUAGAUUUGUGAGCAACGUUGGAAGGGGAUCCUCAAACGUGUUAAAGGUGGUGGCGGCAGAAGUGGGUGCUGACUCGAAAAAGCAAAGAGACGGCGGCGGAGACAGAUGGAAGGGGCUAAUCUCGGACACCUCAGAUGACCAACAAGACAUCACGAGAGGAAAGGGUCUGGUUGAUUCAGUGUUUCAAGCCCCAAUGGGAACCGGUACUCACCAUGCUGUCAUGGCUUCUCACGAAUACAUCAGCCAAGGACUUCGCUCGUAUGCCUACGAUAACAACAUGGACGGUUUCUACAUAGCUCCCGCUUUCAUGGACAAGAUUCUGGUACACAUCACCAAGAACUUCAUGAACUUGCCAAAGAUUAAGGUUCCUCUGAUUUUGGGUAUUUGGGGAGGAAAGGGUCAAGGGAAAUCUUUUCAGUGCGAGCUCGUGUUUGCCAAGAUGGGUAUAAACCCAAUCAUGAUGAGUGCCGGGGAGUUGGAAAGUGGGAAUGCAGGAGAACCGGCGAAGUUACUGAGACAGAGAUAUCGUGAAGCGGCGGACAUAAUAAGGAAGAAGGGUAAAAUGUGUUGUCUAUUCAUCAACGAUCUUGAUGCAGGUGCAGGUCGGUUAGGAAACACGACCCAAUACACAGUCAACAACCAGAUGGUGAAUGCUACUCUUAUGAACAUAGCCGACAAUCCGACGAAUGUUCAGCUCCCUGGAAUGUACAAUAAAGAAGACAACGCCCGCGUUCCCAUAAUCGUGACUGGAAACGACUUCUCAACUCUGUACGCUCCUCUGAUUCGAGACGGGCGUAUGGAGAAAUUCUAUUGGGCUCCUACCCGGGACGAUCAAAUAGGUGUUUGCACUGGUAUCUUCAGUCCCGAUAAUGUUCCUAAACAAGAUAUUGUCAAGCUUGUCGAUACCUUCCCUGGCCAAUCCAUAGAUUUCUUUGGAGCGUUGAGGGCAAGAGUGUACGAUGAUGAGGUGAGAAAAUGGAUAGCUGGAAUCGGAGUGGAGAUGGUGGGAAAGAAGUUGGUGAAUUCAAGGGAAGGUCCACCGAUAUUCAACAAGCCUAAGAUGACACUUGAAAAGCUACUGGAGUAUGGUUUGAUGCUUGUCCAAGAACAAGACAAUGUCAAACGGGUUCAGCUCGCCGACAAGUACCUCAGUGAAGCUUCUCUUGGGGAUGCCAAUGCCGAUUCCAUUCGAACAGGAUCAUUCUACGGUAAGGCUGCUCAACAAAUCAAUGUUCCAGUGCCCCCAGGGUGUACGGAUUCUACUGCAGACAACUUCAAUCCAACGGCUAGAAGUGACGACGGGACCUGUUCUUACAAUCUCUAGCUAGCUAGACCUUUGUAUUAUUUUCAAACGGAAAUAUACACAUGUAUUUCUUCUAAACAAAAUUAUUACUCAUCUUGAUCUACUUGUAAACAACACAAACAGUUCUUAAUUUAGCUAAAACACGCCAUCAAAUCAA
This is a messenger RNA of Impatiens glandulifera, 1797 nucleotides long. Its product is annotated as ribulose bisphosphate carboxylase/oxygenase activase, chloroplastic-like. The record is from RefSeq and is a predicted model, not a curated record. NCBI's taxonomy places the organism in Eukaryota, Viridiplantae, Streptophyta, Magnoliopsida, Ericales, Balsaminaceae. Bases 186 to 1661 code for a protein of 491 amino acids. The transcript has 6 exons. Gene Ontology annotation, molecular function: ATP hydrolysis activity; ATP binding; ribulose-1,5-bisphosphate carboxylase/oxygenase activator activity. Gene Ontology annotation, cellular component: thylakoid; chloroplast stroma.